AUGCUCUUUCUCCAAGGACCGAACAUUGUCUCCAGUCUACUCGGGGUUCUACUUCACUUUCGUCAGAAAAAUUUUGCGGGUAAUAAGGAUACUGAGGGUAUUUUCUUGCAGGUUAAAGUUCCAGAAUCAUAUCAGACGGCUCUCAGAUUUCUAUGGUGGUCUGACGGUGAACAAGCUCAACGAGUUGAGGAGUAUUGUAUGACAGUUCAUCCGUUCGGAGCGGUCUCCUCACCACUUAGUGCGAGUUUUGCUUUGAGAAAGACAGCUAAUUUUUACGGCCACGAUCGUCCUUCCUCGACUACCGAUGCAGUUCAAGGCAGCUUUUAUGUGGAUGACUUGCUGUUGUCCGUCGAUAAUCAGAUCGAAGUACGUAUCACGAUCAGUGGCCUGACACAACUGCUAAGUUGUGCCAGAUUCAAAUUGACUAAGUGGGCUAGUAACCAGCGAGAAGUUUUGAUUCAGAAUCCUUCUGACGAUAACAAUGUUUCCGUUGAGGAAUUAUCUGAGGGUACGCUUCCUAUAGAAAAGGCCCUCGGUCUGGCUUGA
This is a messenger RNA of Echinostoma caproni, 546 nucleotides long. The record is from the annotation of a GenBank genome assembly. NCBI's taxonomy places the organism in Eukaryota, Metazoa, Platyhelminthes, Trematoda, Plagiorchiida, Echinostomatidae.